AUGUUGAGGUUAAGUCAUUCACCCGCCUUUCCUGAAGGUUUUCACCUUUUAAGUAUUGUGGCACUCUUGCUAUUCCAUGUGGACAAAGCAUAUGCAGAAAGUCCAACAGACACGUCCAAGAACGCUACAUGUACUGGUACAUAUAUUUGCAAACCAGGUGUGAUUUUACCUAUCUGGGAGCCCCAAGACCCUUCAUUUGGUGAUAAAAUUGCUAGGGCUACUGUCUAUUUUGUGGCCAUGGUCUAUAUGUUCCUAGGUGUAUCCAUCAUAGCUGACCGCUUCAUGUCCUCAAUAGAAGUCAUUACAUCCCAAGAGAGAGAGAUAACUAUCAAGAAGCCCAAUGGUGAGACCAGCAAAACCACAGUGAGGGUUUGGAACGAGACUGUGUCCAACCUAACGUUGAUGGCUUUGGGUUCUUCAGCCCCUGAGAUUCUACUUUCUGUUAUUGAAGUAUGUGGUCAUGGUUUCAAUGCGGGGGAUCUCGGACCGAGCACCAUUGUAGGCAGUGCCGCCUUCAACAUGUUCAUCAUUAUAGCCAUAUGCGUCUAUGUGGUUCCGGAUGGAGAAAUAAGGAAGAUUAAGCAUCUACGAGUGUUUUUUGUGACGGCAGCUUGGAGCAUCUUUGCCUACACUUGGCUUUACCUUAUUUUAUCUGUCAUAUCACCCGGUGUUGUGGAGGUCUGGGAAAGCUUGCUCACUUUCUUCUUCUUUCCCAUUUGUGUGGUGUUUGCGUGGGUAGCCGACCGAAGGCUUUUAUUUUACAAGUAUGUCUACAAGAAGUACAGGGCUGGCAAACAGCGAGGCAUGAUCAUUGAACAUGAGGGUGACAGGCCAUCAUCCAAAGCUGACAUUGAAAUGGACGGCAAAGUGGUUAACUCCCAUGUGGAGAACUUCUUGGAUGGCACCCUGGUUCUGGAGGCAGAUGAGAAGGAUCAAGAUGAUGAGGAAGCAAGGAGGGACAUGGCUAGAAUCCUGAAGGAGCUGAAGCAGAAGCACCCCGACAAAGAAAUGGAACAGCUGAUAGAACUAGCUAACUACCAGGUUCUGAGCCAACAGCAAAAGAGCCGAGCCUUUUAUCGCAUUCAGGCUACUCGGCUAAUGACGGGUGCUGGCAACAUUUUGAAGAGACAUGCUGCGGAUCAGGCACGGAAAGCUGUCAGCAUGCACGAGGUCAACUGUGAAGUGGUGGAAAAUGAUCCUGUCAGUAAGAUCUACUUUGAGCAGAACACCUACCAGUGUCUCGAGAACUGCGGCACAGUAGCUUUGACCAUUGUUCGCCGAGGCGGUGACUUGACCCAUGUCGUUCACGUUGACUUCAGAACAGAAGACGGCACAGCCAAUGCAGGGUCUGAUUAUGAGUUUACCGAAGGGACUGUGGUCUUCAAGCCUGGCGAGACACAGAAGGAAAUCCGGGUUGGCAUAAUUGAUGACGAUAUCUUUGAGGAGGAUGAGAACUUCCUCGUUCACCUCAGCAAUGUGCAAGUGAGCACUGAAGCGUUGGAUGAAGGAAUUCUGAAGGCUAACCAUGUCGCAACAUUUGCCUGCCUGGGAUCGCCCUCCACUGCCACAGUUACCAUCUUUGAUGAUGAUCAUGCAGGCAUCUUUACCUUCGAGGAGCCGGUCACUCAUGUAAGCGAGAGCAUUGGAACCAUGGAAGUGAAAGUGCUGAGAACGUCCGGCGCUCGAGGAAAUGUUGCUGUGCCCUACAAAACCAUCGAAGGCUCAGCCAGAGGGGGAGGAGAGGACUUUGAGGAUACUUGUGGAGAGCUUGAAUUCCAGAACGACGAGAUUGUCAAAUCUUUUGCUGUAAUGAUGAUUUUUUUCAUGGGUGUCCAUAUGACAACUUUGACAAGAAUGUGCCUAAAAGUCAAAACGAUAUCAGUCAAAAUAAUUGAUGAUGAGGAGUAUGAGAAAAACAAGACCUUCUACCUUGAGAUUGGGGAGCCCCGUCUGGUGGAGAUGAGUGAGAAGAAAGCUCUGUUGUUGAAUGAGCUUGGUGGCUUCACAAUAACUGUUUGUUUUUUUAAUGGAGGGAAACUUCUGAAUGGCAAACCUGUCUUCAGGAAGGUCCAUGCUAGAGAACAUCCAAUUCCUUCUACUGUAAUCAGCAUUCAAGAAGAGAAUGAAGAGAAACAGCCACUGACGAGCAAAGAGGAGGAAGAGCGCCGCAUUGCAGAAAUGGGACGCCCAGUACUGGGAGAACAUACCAAACUAGAAGUCAUUAUUGAAGAAUCCUAUGAGUUCAAGAAUACUGUGGACAAGCUCAUUAAGAAGACAAACCUAGCCCUUGUGGUUGGAACUAACAGCUGGAGAGAACAGUUUAUUGAAGCUAUCACAGUCAGCGCUGGCGAGGAUGAUGAUGAUGACGAAUGUGGGGAAGAGAAGCUGCCCUCCUGCUUUGAUUAUGUGAUGCACUUUCUGACCGUCUUCUGGAAGGUCCUUUUCGCCUUCGUCCCCCCGACAGACUACUGGAAUGGCUGGGCCUGCUUCGUCGUCUCCAUCCUAAUGAUUGGUUUGCUGACGGCUUUCAUCGGGGACUUGGCGUCCCAUUUUGGCUGCACCAUUGGCCUGAAGGAUUCAGUGACUGCAGUCGUGUUUGUUGCGUUGGGAACUUCAGUGCCAGACACCUUUGCCAGCAAAGUGGCAGCUACGCAGGAUCAAUAUGCUGACGCCUCAAUCGGGAACGUCACCGGGAGCAAUGCUGUGAAUGUUUUCCUGGGGAUUGGCGUGGCCUGGUCCAUCGCUGCCAUCUACCACGCAGCAAACGGGGAAGUGUUCUACGUCUCCCCCGGCACCUUGGCUUUCUCCGUCACCCUCUUCACCAUUUUUGCUUUUAUCAGUGUGGGCGUGCUGCUUUACCGGCGGAGACCGGAGAUUGGAGGUGAGCUGGGUGGGCCGCGGACUGCCAAGCUUCUGACAACAUCCCUCUUUGUGCUCCUUUGGCUCUUGUACAUAUUGUUCUCAUCUCUGGAAGCCUACUGCCACAUAAAGGGCUUCUAA
This is a messenger RNA of Emys orbicularis (European pond turtle), 3000 nucleotides long. It is a transcript of the gene SLC8A1, whose product is annotated as solute carrier family 8 member A1. Bases 1 to 3000 code for a protein of 999 amino acids. The transcript is spliced from 11 exons. Gene Ontology annotation, cellular component: sarcolemma; axon; postsynapse. Gene Ontology annotation, molecular function: calcium:sodium antiporter activity. The record is from RefSeq and is a predicted model, not a curated record. Gene Ontology annotation, biological process: sodium ion transmembrane transport; cell communication; calcium ion import across plasma membrane. NCBI's taxonomy places the organism in Eukaryota, Metazoa, Chordata, Testudines, Emydidae.